Branchiostoma floridae (Florida lancelet) is the source of this 4761-nucleotide messenger RNA. RefSeq lists its product as uncharacterized. NCBI's taxonomy places the organism in Eukaryota, Metazoa, Chordata, Leptocardii, Amphioxiformes, Branchiostomatidae. The transcript has 10 exons. The record is from RefSeq and is a predicted model, not a curated record. Bases 855 to 3548 code for a protein of 897 amino acids.
UACGACGAAAGGUAGGGAGGGGGGCGGUGCGAAUCCGCAAGUUUUUUGGUCGUCUGCAACGCAACGACGAACGUAAUUACGUUGACCUACAGCCCUUUACUUGUUUGACAUGGGCUGUUUUGUUGUUCGACCAAACCUUUUACUUUUCGGACAGACUUUAGGUACAUGUAUGCCGUGAUAAUCCUUGGGAGUACAGCAGUCUGAAUAGUUGUGUCACCAAGCAGUGAGAAAACCAACGAAACGUCAAGAAGUCGUUUGGCACGUUCUCCUUUCAUCUUGGAGCGACAUUCAUCGAUCUGUCCGAGACAAAGGCUCGGUUGUGGAAGCGUCUAGAGGAGAUGUUGAAGUCUGUUUUUCUCCGUUGAGAAGAAGCGUAGCGUUAGGUGUGUGCAAACCUAUUCAAAAGGGGGUACUUGAGGGAGUCCACAAUUAUGUACAUAUCCGGUUACACGGGCACUGGGCUAAUUUUACAGUUCGAAGUACGGAGAAAAAUCGGAGGGAUGUUUCAAACAGGAGUCGUUUGAGGCGAGAAAGGCUACUUCAUUGAUUGACAUCACAACGGAUGGUUGGAUGAAGGUAUAAAUGUUACAACCUACUUCCAAGCAAAGCAGCUCUCAUGGUGAAGACACUGUUUGAGAAGACUUUUCCUGAGAGUGAAUGAAAAAGUUGGAGAUGCAAGCCAUUGUGCCAUUCCAGAGGGCCGGUGUUCUGUACGGGACAACAUACCGUAACACGGACACCACUGUUGCCAAACAGCUGCGCUGACGUGUGAAGCCAGUACCGAUUCAGAACCGUGGCCCUCCUGAAAAGGGACCCUGUCAGGCGGUGAAUGCUGUCUUUUGUCAUUGUGAUCCAUGGCAGAUGCAUCGGAUAAGCGGUCCUCGCGACGGAGCCUCAACACGUCCCAGACGACGACGCUUACAGACCUCCUAUCGUCGAACUCCAGACAUGGUUCCAGUCAUUCCAGAAAUUCAUCCUCGAUUCUGUUCCAGAGUAAGAUGUUUCAGUCCGCGUCUGCAGCCCUGGAUGCAUAUAUUUCAGACUACGAUAAAUCAAGUUCCGGUGGGAGCUACCUACAACAGUCUAGCUCUAGCACGUUGUCGCCGUUCCCUCAGAAGUUGACAGUUACAUCCACUGCAAGGAAAGAACAUGACCACCACAGAGGGGAGAGAAGCUUGUCGUCAAAGGCCCUCAUUGAUGCUUCUUAUGAAGAAAUGCGAAGAGCAGACUCGGAAAGAGAGAGAGCCCGGGCCUUGAUAGAGACGUCCAAAGUGCUACACGACGAGUCCAGCGGUCAGCUGUCGCCUCUGCCAGGCAGCUCCAUUGUUGCCGGCCACCUCCCCAGCGACAUAGACAGUCUGGCCACCGACGCUUUGAUCCUUGCUCCCUCCCACGUCACGUCCAAACAUUGGACUCCACACUCCUCCCUUGACAGGUACCCCACCAGGCUCAAUGCCUCCGCCAGCCUGGAUGACAUCUCCAGACCUCAAGGCGUCACGUUUGCAUCCUCCAGCAGCAGGAACGGCAGCUACGUACCACCAAAGACAGGUAGAUACCACACGAGCGGAUACUCCUCAGAGGACACAGACCUGUACCUUCAGUCCAGUAGAUCGGGUGGGGUGGGGAGGUACAGACAGAGCCACUCUGCUGAGGAGACAGAGCUGCUCACGAGUCGGUCUGCUCCGGAGGACUUCUCCAACCAGAAAUUCAGGAGGAGGUCUGGAUCGUUACCCCUCGAUCGCCCCAGAUAUCCCAGUUGGCUGAAAGACCUGGAUGUCUCGGGAGUUAGCAGUGUCACAAGGAAAAGUAGUGAAACAGGAGAACCCUCUUAUAGAAACGUACACAGACUUCAAUCCGGACCUAUUCCGUCGGGAAAGCCGAAGUAUCCAAGCUGGCUGAAGGACCUUAACGUAUCAGGAAUAAGUAGCGUAACAAGGGCCACAUCCGAGGCUGACGAUGCUUAUAGAUACGCCGCCGCAGAAAGACCAAGCUCUGCUUCUGUUGCACUGGACAGGCGGAAGGGAAAGUAUCCAGGCUGGCUGAAAGAAUUGGAUGUGUCGGGGAUAAGUAGUGUGACGAACGCCGCGAGAUCGGACUUGACAGACUUGCCACUGAACCCAGGAAUUUCUAGUGAGGAAAGCAGAAGUUAUCUCAGACAUUACCCAUCUGUUGAUGCGCUUCUGUCUGGGGAAAUGGACCGUAAACCCCAGGCACUGAGUAGGACAGACUUAGAAGAUGAUUCACUGUCAACUCCAAAGUCGAGAUCACAAAAUGCCGGCAAGCUGUUGUCAACUGUAGAAAAGAAUGGGAUAAAGAAAGAGUUGUCGAGACUUAAAAGGUUGAAGGGAGAUAUGGUAGCCACUAAUAGCAGGGAAGCAAGUAGAAAGGGGGAUAAGGACUUUAGGUUUUAUAAGGAGGAUAGGAGAUUGAAGGGUUCUCAGCAUCCAAAUGGAUGGGACAAUGGCAUGGCAAGCAGUGAAGGAACCUGGAACAGUGUUAAACCUGUCAUGAGUGACUCCGAAGUGUUCAAGAAGCCAAUGUUCAAUGGCAACAGCAGGGACCUAGACACCAGAAAGGCCUUGGGGAAAAGGAUAUCUCCCAAGAGACUGACCAGACCAAUGUCGUACAAGUUCAGAAGCGGGAGAGACAAAACAGUGUCGUUCAGACAAGAAAACAGUAAACCUUUAAAAGCAAGCUCGAAACACGUGUCGAGAAGUAACAGACAGAAAGGCAAGUACAUCUAUUGGUCGGACGGUUCAGACUCAAGCAGUACGAAUGAUCUGCUCCUUCAAUGGCCACGAGGAUCCAGUAGAACAAGCCCCUCCAGGGAUGAGGCAUUCUCCCUGGACACGGACGGGCUGUUGGUCCAACCUCCCGUACCACUGCUGAACCUGAGUCCAUCCACAUCAGGCAUCCACAGUGGGACGGCCAGCAGGAAAAACAGCACAAGCUCAAGUAGAAGUGCAGACUCCAAGGUGAAAGCUUUGUUGAGCAAGGCGGAAAGAGUGCUGAACAAGCCUCUGCCGAAACCAAAGCUCAGGCCAGCCAAUAUCAGAGGAGGCAGUCCGGACACAGAAGAGAUUCUGAGUGAAGAAAGACCAUGGGAAAGACACACCAACUUCAGAAAACCUCAGCCCAUCAACAAACAGAACAACACCAGAGACAGAAGACUAGGAGGAAACAAGAGGACGGGAAUCAUCGGUGACUUCCUCCAUGAUGUUAUGGAUGAGGACCACUCAGAAAGCAAGGAGGAGACCCUGACUGGAGGGGAACAGCCAGGUCCAGUGGAGGCCCUGAAGAACAUGCUGUUCUCUAUGCAGUCAGUUCAGGCUUCCACAGCCAGGCUGGCCAACAGGGUGGGGAGUGAUCACAGCGAAGACGAACAGACCUAUCUGGGGGAAGAUACAGACAUUCCCUCCCCCGUUGAGGGAAGCCCUGAGCAGUUCCGUACUGAACCUGGUGCACAGUCUUUAGGCAGGGCCCUGCACCAUCUAUCCAGGCUGAAGCUACUGGUCACCACCGAUGAAGAAGGCAGGGGAAACAGCUAAAGAUCAAUAAAACGGACACUAAGUCUUAGUGUCAAUCUGGACGGCCAUUCAAAAUCCAAAUGUUUCUUGUAUAUGUGCAAAAGAAGAUUGAAUUACAAACAUGUUUUCUUCUGUGACUGACUUUUGUGAAGAUACAUGUGUACACAUUGCCUUAUGCUACACUUGCCGAAGAACGAACAUGCUUCUAAAUUGCCCCCUAGUAGACUUUGAGUGCAUUGCAAUCUAGGUUUAGUAAUAUGCCAAAUACCAAUUAUUACUCACUAGCAGCUGGAUAUGAUUUGGGAAACUAUCAGGCAGAAUCCACUACCUUUCUUUAGUGACACUUUGUUGAAAAGCAUGUUUAUGUCCUAUAAAUUGAUAUGCAAAAGAGAUCCAGUUGGAGAAGUGCCUUAGUCCAGAAAACGUGUUAGAAGGUUCAGCCUGCUGUUUAUAGUGUUAUGUCAAGUUUUGUUUCACAUGCUGGAACAUUGUAAUUGGUAUGACACAUUUUAUGAAGAGGUUUUAUGACUUUUGUGAAUAUACCUGUACAUGCAUAUACAAAUGACUUUGUGUAGUUCUUUAUUUUAGCAAUGUACAUUAUAGCUUUUAAUAUUGUCCAACAUUCUUAGGCAGAAAUACAAUGUAUCUUGUUCAGAUGCAAUGUUGACCAAUUCCUGGCAAUCUAUCUCACCAUGCUAUCAUGGAAGCUUAUCUGUUAUGGAGGUAUUAAAUCAUCAUACAAGUGAUUGGUCUUUGGUGAUUGGAUCCCGAAGAAGGCGACAGUGGUCUUUGAAAGUUUGCUGGAAGAAAGUUUAGCAUUUACUAUCUUACCAUGCAUUAACUUUUAAGGUUAUUCUUUUUACGAAUGAAUUAUACUGUAGAUAUGACGAACAGCAUUUUGUUAGUCAUUGUAUAUAUAUAUACAACAGAUAUUGUAUAGUACAGCUUCCAGAAUAAAGGUGCACUAUAUACUCACUGAGAUGUUCAAAGUGUGUGUUUGAAUACUGAACAAGUGCAGUAACUGAUAGUACAAGACAUCUUUAUUCUCUAUACAAGGAAUAGAACAGACUGAUAUUUGUAUAGGAAAACGACGUACUAGUAUUCAAGAAUCAUCUAUCGAAAGAGUUGUAUCCUAACAAAAAAAGUCCAUCAGUAAUCACUAAAAUACUAGGAAUAUUUUGUUUUAAUUGGCUAAUCAUACACAUGUAGUUGAAUAUUGCAAAGAUGUUUAUAC